GGAGGAAGAGGAGGAGGAGGAGAGCAGGACGGUCAGAGAGCUGGAGAGAGUCACAGUGUGGAGAGCAGGAAAGCAACAACACAAAGUGGAUGUUUGGACGCAGAUACUUCCAUGAUUGGAAACUUUUAUACUGGCGAGGACACAAUAUGGACUUUUGACUUCACGUCGAGGAGAACUCAUUUCUGGCAAUCGCAUAUUUUGAGAACACGAGAGAAAAAACACCUCCCAAAUAACUGCCACACACCACCGGGAUGUUUAGAUGAGAGCAGUAACUCCAACAGGAGGCAAGAUGCAAGUUGUGACCCUGCCCGGUUGAGCAGCCUCGCCUCCCUAAGCUGUAUCCAGUGCUGUGGUGCCCUCUGCUGUGUGACCGAGGAAGGCCAGGCAGCAUGGGGAACACAUGGGAGGAGGGGAUGAACCUUGUCAUCGUCGAACACUACAACCACUCGGGGAAGUGGGACCGGCCUCGCAGCGGCAGCGCCUGCAAGAUGGCCGUGCUGCUCUUCAUCUGCGUGCUGAUCGUUCUGGAGAACGUCACGGUCCUGCUCGCCCUCUGGAGGAACAAGCGCUUCCACAGCCGCAUGUACUUCCUCAUUGGAAACCUGGCGCUGUCGGACCUGCUGGCCGGCGUGGCCUACGUGGUCAACAUCUUCACCUCGGGAAAAAACACCUACUUCCUGACGCCGGUGCAGUGGCUGGCCAGAGAAGGGAGCAUGUUCGUGGCCCUCAGCGCGUCAACGUUCAGCCUCUUGGCCAUCGGCAUCGAGAGACACAUGACGAUGGUGCGUUUGCGUCCGUGAGAGACAGCAGGUCGGGGGAGACUUUUAGGACUGUUGGCAGCCUGCUGGCUUGUGUCAGUGCUGCUCAGUGCCCUGCCAAGCCUGGGCUGGAACUGCCUGAACAAUAGAGCCUCCUGCUCCACGGUGCUGCCGCUCUACGCUAAGAGUUACGUGGCGUUCUGCAUCAGUGUGUUCAGCGCCCUGUUGGUGGCCAUCAUCAUCCUCUACAUCAGGAUCUACCGCUUGGUGACCUCCAGCGGCCGCAGGGUGAGCAGCAGACCUUCAGAGCGCUCGCUGGCCCUGCUGCGAACAGUGGUUAUUGUUCUUGGAGUGUUUGUCAUGUGCUGGACCCCCCUCUUCCUCCUGCUGCUGCUGGACGUUGGUUGCAGCCCACAUAAUUGCCCCGUGCUCUACCAGGUGGACUGGUUCAUAGCCCUGGCUGUGCUCAACUCUGCCCUCAACCCUCUGAUAUACACUCUAUCGAGCAGGGAGAUGAGGUUGGCCUUCUUCAGGCUGCUGUGCUGCUGUCAGACCAGCAUGGAGCACACAGGGACUCCUGUGGCGGGCAACCCCCACCUGGGCACUGUCAUUCCCACAGCGGAGAACAGCAAGACCAGCGGAGGAGGGGGCAGCGGGGCUGGCAAGUCUACGCUGAAUAGAGGGAAGGUUCCCACACCUAUCAACUCUGACAACAAGCAUGGAGAUCCCUCAGCCACCUCUGUGCCCCAUCCCUCUGGGCCUGCAGACCUGCUCUCAGCUGUGCUGGUGAAGGCCGGGGCGCUGCCGCCCCUAAGCAAGUUCUGAGUGGAAGCAUCUUAAAAGGGAUAGUUUGGGUGUUUUGAAGUGGAGUACUAAUCCAUAGUUAGUGUAAUACCUACAGUAGAUGACGGUCGGCACACCCUCAGCUUGGAGAAACAGACAGGAGUUACCCCACAGAACAAAAGCAACGUACUGCUGUGGACGGGAGCCGGCAGCAAAAUGUAUUUUAGUCACCUAACAGAAAGGCCCACCUAAAAAAGUCAAUAUUAGUAUAAGUGUACGCUAUAUUUCGAAUAUUUUUGCCAGUUUACCUUGCUUUGAGACAUCUAUACUGUCUAUGUUUCCGACGGGGUAACUGAAGUCUUUAUCUAUGCUCUCGCCAAAGCAACCAGACUCCAGUGAAAAAAACUGUAAUUUUACCUCGCAGAACACGGGGGUUGCUGGUCUACCGCUGCC
This is a messenger RNA of Sebastes umbrosus (honeycomb rockfish), 1994 nucleotides long. RefSeq names its product sphingosine-1-phosphate receptor 3a (gene s1pr3a). Lineage: Eukaryota; Metazoa; Chordata; Actinopteri; Perciformes; Sebastidae. The transcript is spliced from 2 exons. The record is from RefSeq and is a predicted model, not a curated record. Gene Ontology annotation, biological process: G protein-coupled receptor signaling pathway. Gene Ontology annotation, molecular function: sphingosine-1-phosphate receptor activity. Gene Ontology annotation, cellular component: membrane.